Messenger RNA from Diceros bicornis minor, 1712 nucleotides. It is a transcript of the gene PTPN20, whose product is annotated as protein tyrosine phosphatase non-receptor type 20. The record is from RefSeq and is a predicted model, not a curated record. Gene Ontology annotation, cellular component: cytoplasm; cytoplasmic side of plasma membrane. Lineage: Eukaryota; Metazoa; Chordata; Mammalia; Perissodactyla; Rhinocerotidae. The transcript is spliced from 5 exons. The coding region runs from base 350 to 868 and encodes 172 amino acids. Gene Ontology annotation, molecular function: protein tyrosine phosphatase activity. Gene Ontology annotation, biological process: protein dephosphorylation.
UUUUGAAAAUGAAAUUAGCUCAGAGAAGGUAAAACUCCCUCUUCAGAAUUUCCAACAUAGUGCUUAUGAGGAUCUUUUUAAAGAGGCUGAAGAAAGUGACAGUGAGCCCAUCACGUGGUCAGUCAGAAACUCCUUCCUAAGAGACAGAUGGAGCAGUGAGGAGGAAGAGCCUGCAGGGCCGUCCCAGACUGUCUCCCCUCAGCUUCACGAUGAUUCAACACGUGUUCCUCUUGGAGAAAACAAGGACUACAUCAAUGCUAGUUAUAUUAGAAUAGUCAAUUCUGGAGAAGAGUAUUUUUAUAUUGCUACCCAAGGACCACUACCAGCUACCACAGAUGACUUUUGGGAGAUGGUUUUGGAAAAUAAUUCUAAUGUUAUUGUCAUGAUAACCAGAGAGACAGAAGGUGGAAUUAUCAAAUGCCACCAUUAUUGGCCCAUUUCUAUGAAGAAGCCUUUGGAAUUGAAAAGCUGUCAUAUCUUCCUGGAGAACUACCAGAUACUUCAAUAUUUCAUCAUUCGAAUAUUUCAAGUUGUGAGGAAGUCCACAGGAACUCGGCACUCUGUAAAACACUUGCAGUUCACCGACUGGCCAGACCAUGGCACUCCUGCCUCAGUAGAUGCUUUUAUAAAGUAUAUUCGUUAUGUGAGGAAGAGCCACCUUACCGGACCCCUGGUUGUUCACUGCAGUGCUGGUGUGGGCCGAACAGGGGUGUUCCUAUGUGUGGAUGUUGUGUUCUGUGCCAUUGAAAAGAACUUUUCAUUCAGCAUCAGCGACAUAGUGGCUCAAAUGAGAGAACAACGUUAUGGCAUGAUUCAAACGAAGGUAAGCUCCCACCACAUAAAUUCUAAUAGGGAGAAGAAUGAAUAGAAAGAUUAACAUUGUAUGUAUAGCACAUUAAACCUUAUAAAGCUCUUUCACCUACAUGAUUUCAUUGAAUCCUCACUGUUUGAGGUAGACCUUAGUUUUGCUCUGAGAUUGCCGAUGACGUACUUCAAGUUCAGAGCAAUGCAGUCUGUUCCAUAAGGUCAUUCAGGUGCCGAGUGGAGGAGCCAAGACUGAAACUAAAGUCUCCUGAUGCCCAAACACGUGCUUUGUCCAUAAUGCCAUGUUGUUUGAGUAACAUACCUAAAGUCAUUUUUCAUAAAUUUCUGGAUAGCAAUUUAGGGAUCUUUACUCGCCACUAAAAUAUCCAAGUCAGCGGCAUGUCAUAACAGGAUACCGUUUAUGUCACAGAUUAGUUACUAAUCAUUGGGAGAGGGAGGUCAAGAGAGUAUGGAUGAUGAAAACAAACAGGUCCCUAAUCUUUAGGUUGACUUGUUUUUAGGCCAGUGUUGAACGAUAUGAAGUGUUUUAUUUGAACUGAAGUUGCCUGAGAGACCUGAGGCUGCAUCUAAAAAAAUGUUUUAAUUUGAUUUAUCCAGGGAAGAUGUAAGGAGAUGGAGAUUGAGAAUCAGUUAACCCUCUGUUCAGUUAAGCCUUCAGAAGCUAGUUCUAGACCAAGAACUAUAUUAUGAUAACUUAUCUUUUUGAUAUUUUAAAAUAUGUAUUUACAUAAAGAAGUUCUUGGUUAAAUGUUUGCUCUUUUUAGGAACUUUCCUUUGUGGUUGAAAAUUACAAGUGUGUUCUCUGAAAGUGAAUAUUCAAUUACUUAACAUUCUAUUGUUUUUCAUAUAUGUGUAUGUAGGAGCAGUAUUGCUUUUGUUAUAAAAUU